AUACUCGAGCACACGGUUAAGGUUUGCCCAACUUAACACUGCCCUCCGUACGUACAGUACCAUACCGGAAUCUCGAUCGAGAGCACUAUUCCCCCAAAACGCCCCACCGACGCCCCCUUUAACACUGUAAGAGUCACGAUACUCUGGUACUCGGUACUCCAUUAAGGAAUAUCUCCCGUUUCCCAGGAACCGCGGCUCCCGAGACUUUGAAAUCGGGAUUGCUCCGCCAACACCGCAUCGGCUCCCAUAAACAAAUCUGGCAAGUAAAGAAUCCCUGCAGAGAAACAAGGAAUUCCUGUUUUCUCAGCCGCAGGCCCAGUCCUUUCGGGCUGCGGCCGCCCCCCACCGUAUUCCAUCUGAUCGGGAUGCUGGAUAGCAAUACCGGCGCGCUACCGAUUCCUAUCCAUCCGGCUGCUUGUACGAGUACGUACGAUACUGUACUGUAUUCGCGUACGGUACCAUGGGUGAGUCGAUCCCUCAAUUGGCGCCGCCGCUCUUUCCCCCAGAUAAUUGAACGGGUGCAGAACGGCAUUUCCCCACUCUCGCGCUCCCCCCCUCGUCCUCCUGUGCAGUGCGCCUACGGUGACUACUCGAGCACCGUAAGAAAAACUCCCCCAAAUUUUAAUACCGGCCAGCGGUUAUAUAUCUUUUUGGCACACCACACCACCAAAAUUUCUCGCCUCCAACCGGAGAAUCCACGGUAUUGUAGAACGGUCCGUGUCUGGUCGUGGGGUUCGGAAAUCGAGCCUGUUGGUGGGUUAUCGGGAUUUUGUUUUUAAACUGAACGACGGCCCCCUCACCAUACUGAUAACAAAAUCUCCGCCUUAUUCUUUUCUUCCUCUUCUUAACCUUCGCCUCCUGCUCCCCUCUCUUCGGUCAAAGGGUUUUUCUCUGAGAGUGAGAGAGAGCAGACUGCAAUAUUCGGAGAAGGAGAGAAAACAAACCAAGAAGUCAUGACUAGGAAGAUUAUUUACGGCGCCUCACUCGCAGCAUUUGUGGCAGGUAUGUUACGUCAUUUGUUGCGGCCUUUUCAACUUCAGCCAAACACAUCAACUCCUAACUGUAAGAAGGGAGGGAGUGGAGAUAUUUCUACCUAUUCUCUGCAAACAAACCUACCCUCCUGCACAACUCCGCAUCUCGAAAAAAAGGGCACCCCGAACACCUCUCUAACUCAAUAUCUCCUCAGUUUCCAUCCUAACCCUAAUAUCGGUGGUCAUCCCUCGCUGGGCCUCCUAUGUCGAAGUAACAGUACAUCCUCCCUCCCUCCCCCUCUCCGCCUUACUAACUAACCAUUUCACAGAAAACCGGCCCAAUAACCUACAAUUAUGGCCUCCAUAAACGCUGCUCUAGCGUGACUGGUAGCUGCGAGCGCUUCCCGACAUACGCGGACUGCCACGGGCAUGACCGCUAUUUCUGUUCCAUGUGGCGUUCAAUAGCUUUUCUGAUGAGCCUCGCACUUGUCCUCGAGGGCGCUAUAAUAACCGCAUUCGUAGCGAUCCUCAUGGGCGGACGAGUGAAGAGGGAGAAUGGUUGGAAGGUCCUGGUUGGGCUUGUGCUUAUUUGCGGUUUGUAUUCCCCUUUUCCUCCCUGAUAGGGAUGAUGGUUGUGGGAAGAAGUGAAGGGGGGAAGGAAUUUGGGCUAAUUUUUGAGCGACUGGGCAGCUAUGACACAAUGUGGAGCCAUGACACUUGUGGCCUAUCUUUAUGAUUAUGAUGAUAGGUUCUUCGUGGGGUGGAAGUUGGAUUUGAGUUGGGUUAUGACAACGGUUUCUUGGAGUGUUAUGCUUGUUAUUGCCGGGUUUGUGAGCAUUGCGGGGUGGGUCAUGCCGCCCGAAGGGGGGUAUGAGCUCUUGAAGUAGAGGUGGAUAUAAAGUACACCUGAGGGGGUUUUUCUUCCCUUUUUCUUUCCUUUUUUUUUUCGGGCCUCGCAAUUGGUUGGUGUUGGUUUUGGCUUUCUCAUUGGAUCUACUGAUUUGAUGUGACCUACGACUGCUGGAAUAAUGUAGCUGGAAGAGCUGCUCCGCGAGGGUUUAAAUAAUAAAGCAUCAAUACAUAGUGCUAGUGCUGUGCGGAUAAAAGGAGUGGGGAAAGAAGUAGAAAUGGAAAGGGGAAAGGAAA
Tuber aestivum (summer truffle) is the source of this 2117-nucleotide messenger RNA. The record is from the annotation of a GenBank genome assembly. NCBI's taxonomy places the organism in Eukaryota, Fungi, Ascomycota, Pezizomycetes, Pezizales, Tuberaceae.